This is a messenger RNA of Theobroma cacao (cacao), 1323 nucleotides long. Lineage: Eukaryota; Viridiplantae; Streptophyta; Magnoliopsida; Malvales; Malvaceae. The record is from RefSeq and is a predicted model, not a curated record.
AGGUGGUGAGCUAUUUGAUAAGGAUAAAGAGAUUACAUCAAAGACCGGGACUAGGAGUAUUUCUACUCCUGAUACUGCUCGGGAUAGCCAGUAGAUAGCCGAUUGCAUCAAAGACUUCAGUUAGCCUUGCAUCGACAAAAUCGUAGGUUCAUAGACUCGCACCUUAUUGGUUAGUUGGAGGCUCACGUAUCACUGUAAAAGAGAUGCGGAUGCUAAGCCUUGUAGGGUUCAGAUCGGUAUUCCGAGUAAUAAGUGCUUAUCGGGAUGUCGCGACGGUUGUCAUGGGUUUGAUGGGAGUUCCGAGUCGUGACAGAGAAUUUGCGUAAUUGGCCAAACUAAAAUUACAAUAUGCUCGAAUAUAACAUCAUUGCCAACGAUAUUAUCAAUGAAUCAAGUAAAAUAAGAAGCGAGGAAGAAGAAGAAGAAUAUAAGUAUGCAAUAUUGACAAGCAAGAGUUCACAACUGUUUAAAUUGAUGGAUAUUCUCAGCCGCCCCCAAGAAACAGCCAUGGCUUAAAAUACUUCCCCCAGUAGAAUUACAACCUUUCUCUUCUCCUAUUCUCUUAUUCCAAAAAUAUGGUUUUUUCAAACUGGAUUUGCACUAAAAACACCAAGAACAUGUUUGUCAAGAUUGUUCAUCCAGGGGGCCACGUUGAGCUCCAUGACAGGCCUGUCCUUGCAGCUGAGAUCAUUUGCCGGAACCCGAGAUGUGUGGUCGCUCACCCACAUGUUUUCCAGCAACCAUGGUCUAUUGUUGCACCAGAGACCGUGCUGAUGCCUGGCCAAAAAUUUUAUGUUGUGCCUUUAAGCACUAUCCGGAAGCUUCAACGACUCUCCAACAAGCAUUCUCCUUUUCCAGACCGCCAAACGCCACCAAGCAAAUCCCAGAAAAGCGAGGAACCGGAUCCUGACAGUGAUAAUCCCAGUAUUUGUUGGUUCUUUAUGCAGAAGAAUACUUUGAAAAAUCCAUAUUCCUCCAUAAAUCAUUUGGAUGACGAAGGUGCCAACGCAAAUAGCACAGAUUCUAAAGGAGAAAAAGGUGUUUCCAAGGAUAUGGUGAAGGAUGGGUCAUGUUUCUCUGAUAAAAAUUGCUUCACAUGCAUGAUAACAGGUGUCAAGACCAAAGCUAAUGGUGAUGACUCGGGAGAGGAAACAAGAUCAUCUAGCAACUUUGUACCUCCUGAGACCAGGGGACACACCAGGAAGAGAACAAGGAGACAUGCAAAAGGGUCGCCAAAAAGACAUGCAGCGUUUGACCAGUGGCAACCAAGUCUUGCAAGCAUCAAUGAAACUGAAGAAUAGAGAAAUUACAUAUAUAUAUAUA